This is a messenger RNA of Clonostachys byssicola, 1161 nucleotides long. NCBI's taxonomy places the organism in Eukaryota, Fungi, Ascomycota, Sordariomycetes, Hypocreales, Bionectriaceae. The record is from the annotation of a GenBank genome assembly.
AUGCGCAGUUCACUCAUUUCUGCUUUUGUCCUCGGGUCACUUGCCGCCCAGGCGGCUGGCAAACGUUCCAGGGGGUCUUUGUGCAGGUCACUGGUUACUGUCACGGAAACCGUCACGGUAACUGGGCUUCCCCCGCAAACAACAAGCACUGUUCCCAGCUCAGCAACUUCUCUCUCUGUGGCACCAACCUCUCUAUCGCAACCACAGGCUCAGUCUAGCUCGACCACCAAUGUGCAGACUGAGGAGCCAAAGCCCACAACGACACUCGUUGAGCAAUCCUCCUCGUCCUCUGUAGCUUCCUCAUCUGCAGAGUCAAUUGCGGUAUCAUCCUCCUCGUCUUCGAUCGCCAGCCAAGUCCCUGCGUCCUCUGCGUCAAGCGCCAACCCAGUCGCAAGCCAGACUUCGGCAGCCCCGUAUGCCAGCGCCACGGAGGUCGACGUCAAGGUCCCUGCCACGGAACAAUGCGGUAUCGACGAUCGGCUGCACUUCACCAGCAUGCCAUGGAGCCUUUCCAAUAACAUGUACAACUCGGAGAGUAUGGUGGGCACACAGUGCACCAACUUCGUCCGAGCGCUCGAGGCAUCUGAUGGAACGAACCUCGUUGAGUGGACCAGUACCACAGAUGUUCAAAAGAUCGAGGACACGGCCAACAUCUGCAAGGGAUACUCCAACUUUGGCGAUGGACCCGACGACAAGGCCCGUCUUCGUGAUAUCAAGUCCAUCCCUGCAUACUUCAAGUGGUCUAGGUCUGUUGAGGAGGACUUCAAAGGUGCUCAUAUCUUCGACAUGAUGACAUCUGUCGAGAAAGAUGUAGGUGAACAACCCAACACCAAAGAGUUCAUGCUAUUCCUCAAGAUCUGGGGUGACCAACGGGCAAUGGGUUGGAAUGACGGCGCGAUUGACACCUUGGAAUUGUUCGGUCACACUUUCAAGCUCUACUAUGGUGUUCACUCCACUUCAGGGCAGCAGGUGUUCAGUCUGGAGCCAAACACUCCUUUUGAAGGCGAGUUUGAAGGCGACCUGAAGGAGUGGCUCCAGUUGAUGGUGGAGAAGGGCCAUGUGACGGAUGACGAGUACCUGAACCACUGGACUGGUGGUGUUGAGAUCUUCUAUGGCAAGUCGACUCUGAAUGCUACUAGCAAUUUGAGCCUUGUUGUGUAA